Messenger RNA from Mycena citricolor, 2658 nucleotides. NCBI's taxonomy places the organism in Eukaryota, Fungi, Basidiomycota, Agaricomycetes, Agaricales, Mycenaceae. The record is from the annotation of a GenBank genome assembly.
AUGCGCAAGACCUCGUACUUCCUGAAUGGACUGACUAUCUCACUACUCUUCCCUGACGGUCGUGCUCCCGCGUUUAUCUCGUCGGCCAGGGUGACCGCGCGAUACACUAUCGACCCUCUCGACACCACUUACGACGCCAAAUACGGACUGACUAAGACGUGCUCCCGCUUGCAGGUCCCAGUCGGCAAACCCGCUGAAUUCGAGUGCCGCAAGUUCCCCUUGAAACAGGAGGACAACUGCAAGGAGAAUCAGUAUUUCUGUGCGGCAUGGACAAGCGCGGGUUACGCGGUUGAACUAGCUAUUGGUUUCGGAGCGCUGGCCUUGGUGGCCAUCCUUAUCGGCGUCUCGACGCACUCUCGCAGACGCCGCAUCUGGCGCGUCGUUGCCGGAGUCUCGGCCUUUCAUGCUGCAUUCCAACUGGUGGCCUUUGGGCUUAUUAUUGAUCUGGUUCGGACCAAGGAGUACCCAACAUUUGAUCAUAGCAAAUUCGGUCCAGGCCUUGCUCUCAUCGGAGUGUCGUGGGUGUUGAGUGUCCUCGCCACCAUCUCGACCAUCACCACUGGACUUGCGGCCGACAGAGGCAAGCGAUGGGCUGCUGGCAACAGGGCCUAUCAGCCCAUUUCAGGUUGAUAACGGCGAAGCCUGUUUUCCAUACUUACCAACAUUGUAAAUUACUUGUAUACACGCUCGAUAGUCCGUCUACUGCAUCCCGUUCCUCAUAUUUUGGAAUCGGCUGCCUUCGUAUCUGAGCCAAUUGUGCCCGCGAUCGCCCGGGCCCAUGGCAUUUUGGACCACGCGGACGAGACUAGGCCCCGGCUGAGCAUCUUUGCCGGGUCCUCCUUCCAUCCCGUCUCUGGCGCUGCCUUUGUCACUGGAAAGCUCCCAGAACAUGGCUCCGCCGAGACCCUCGUGCUUGAUCCACUCGCCCUUCCAGUGGCCCACCUCGUCGCUAUCGUAGGAGAUGAGCUCCUUGGUUUGGUAGUUAUACGUCCAGCUAGCGAGGAGGUUCUGGUCCCGGAACACGUGGGUCCCGGGUAGGGGCAGUGCUCGGUAGUCGUAGACGCCUUGUUCCCAGCUUCCGGGUCCAACGCUGCAGCGAUGUCAACCAAGUCAACUGCGUUUGGACGGGUUGCCGACUGACCCCGAAUAUGGCUGGCCGGGCCCCUCAGUGUUCAUAAACGAUCGACCGUACAGCGGGAUGCCGACAAUGAUCUUCGGUCGUUGAACGCCUCGGCCCCAGUCAGUCGGAGAGUGACCGAAUCAACCCUCGCUCACCCUGGGAGAUGUACCAGUUCACCGCAGUGGACACACUUGUCUUUCCGCCAAACACGUUAGCUUGAUGGUUUGCGACGCUGUCCCACGACCCAGCUACAACACGAUUUCAGACCAGUCCAUCCACCGCAGGCAUGUUUGGGCGCUCUCACAGAAAUCCUUCUGGUACUGGUCUGGCCCGCACGGAGCGGCGAUCUACUGCCUCCCAUUCAGCGUGUAUUGUUUACCACAUGGUCAUGGUCCACGCACCGUCAAAAGGAACUUGUAGUCUGCGCCCUUGCUACGCGCAUGGUGAUCCAGCCCGUGUCUGAGCUCGCGCAGUAGUGCAGUGUAGCCCUCGGCUUGUUCGUGGUUGGAUGGAUAUUCAUAGUCUACGUCUAGCCCAUCCAGCCCGAAAUCUUCGAGCAACUUGAUCGAGGAUUGGACGAAUCGGGCUCGCAGCGCAGGCGAAACGACCACCGGAUGGAACUGCGGGCUGUAUGUCCACCCACCGAUCGAAAGCAGUAUUUUCAUGUGUCGGUGUUGUUUCUUGAGAUUGUACAGCGCUUUGAAGUUCCCUAGAGGCCGGCAGAUUCAGAAACAUUAAGCAGGGAACAAAAUUAUGAGCGCGCACCGUACAGGUUGUCACCACUGUCCUCCCAAGAAUCUCCGGGGUAGUGAAUAUCCUUGUCCGCCCAGUCGUCGGACAGGAAGACCUCGCCCGUGUCAGCUUUGAUGUUGGCAAACGCAUAUAAGACGUGGCUUUGCGGUAAUAAGCAUGCUGCAGACGUAUUGCGCAGAUAGUAUUGAGUCGUACGUGAGAUCCGUCGGGAUUAGCGAAGAGAUGGCUGGAAAGGAAGUACCAGUUCACGAAACUGAUGAAUACUACGAAUUAUGGCUUGCAAGCUGCGGAUGAAGAGCAAGACGUACUAGCCGACAGUGUGUUUUCCUUGGUGCGACAUUUCGCUGCUGUAGAGGCUCGAGUCGAGUCGGAUGAGAUCGGUGAGUGAUAUGCGCGGGAAUCGAUUGAUCCCAAGUGCGCAGAUGAGAGAAAGGAGGAGAAAAGCGGUGGUGAGCACAAUGCUUCGGCGCGUGGUUGAUGGUGGUGGGGGAUUGGAGGUAGGCAUAAAGUAGGUGACGUCAUCGUCGUCGUGCUGUCCGGACUAUGCAUUUCCAGUGUCCAUAAGAUAUACAAGUCCUAUAGUGUAUGUGACUUAUGAUCCCCUCAGCACUCUCCAAGGAAACUAGAUUUGGGGAAAGGUUGACCGUAGUCUCCUCGCCACGUGUAAGCAUGGAUGAGCCAGCGGAGGAAUAGACCGAGCCGCACGUGUUUAUGUAGUCGGACGUCGGGAAAUCUCGCUGUGGAAGGAUCAGAUGAUGCGCAGCAAGGUCGGACGACCGCAAAAG